Macrosteles quadrilineatus (aster leafhopper) is the source of this 2177-nucleotide messenger RNA. Its product is annotated as nucleolar GTP-binding protein 2-like. Gene Ontology annotation, cellular component: nucleolus. The coding region runs from base 128 to 2092 and encodes 654 amino acids. Lineage: Eukaryota; Metazoa; Arthropoda; Insecta; Hemiptera; Cicadellidae. The transcript has 2 exons. The record is from RefSeq and is a predicted model, not a curated record. Gene Ontology annotation, molecular function: GTP binding.
CUUUUAUCAUCAUGAUAACUAACCUCAACUUUCAGUAAUUUAUAUUUUUUAAUAAUAUUGUUAAAUACAUCUUUCGUUUUGAUUGUACUAAGCUAAUUAAACCAACCAGUUACUUUCCAAGACCACAAUGGCCAAAACAAAAUCUACUCCGGGAGCUCCCCGGAAGCAGGGGUUCAACAGGUCUGGCCACAGUAUGAAUCCCGAACGGAAAGCAGAAGGUCUCAAAGGAGUCGCCAAGGUGCGAACCAAAGCCACAAUAAACCGCUUGCAGAUGUAUCGCAACUUCAAAGCUAAAAGAAACAAGGUUGGUAAAAUUAUAAGUCCCGCUCCUUUCCAAGGUAGGCUUCCUCAAGGCACUGUAGCAAGAGUAGAGCCUAACCGCAAAUGGUUUGAAAACUCAAGAGUUAUUGGUCAAAACGCUCUACAAAAAUUCCAAGACGAGCUUGGUAAAGCAAUGAAGAACCCUUAUGAUGUUGUAAUGAAGUCUACCAAACUCCCAAUUACUCUGUUGAAUGAAAAAAGUAAACACGAAAGAGUUCAUAUACUGGAAACUGAAAGUUUUGAGUCAGUUUUUGGUAAGAAAAAGAGACGUAAACGGCCUAACUUACUGGUAAGAGACGAAGAACAUCUUUCUGAAGUUGUGAAUACAGUUACAGAUACAUACAAUGACAGCAAUGAUUUUAACAUUGUAAAAGAAGACACGGGAGAAAGAGAUGUUGCCCGUGAUUGGAUUAUGGAUGCAGGCCAGAGUCGACGAAUUUGGAACGAACUGUACAAGGUUAUUGACUCAUCAGAUGUUGUGAUCAAUGUGCUUGAUGCCAGAGACCCUCAAGGAACAAGGUGCCCUCAAAUUGAAAAGUUCCUAAAAACUGAGAAGCCUCACAAACAUUUGAUUUUUGUCCUUAACAAAGUUGAUCUUGUGCCAACUUGGGUCACUCAACGUUGGGUAGCCAUCUUGAGCUCAGAAUAUCCGACCAUUGCCUAUCAUGCAUCUUUGACCCAUCCCUUUGGAAAAGGAGCUGUAAUAAAUAUACUUCGCCAAUUUUCCAAACUUCACGCUGACAAGAAACAGAUUAGUGUCGGAUUCAUCGGUUACCCAAAUGUUGGCAAGAGCUCUGUGAUAAAUUCUCUCCGUUCAAAGAAGGUUUGUAAAGUUGCACCGAUUGCUGGAGAAACCAAGGUAUGGCAGUACAUCACGCUGAUGCAGAGAAUCUAUCUUAUCGAUUGUCCAGGAGUUGUUUAUGCUACUGGUCAGGCAGAAUCGGACGUAGAUAAAGUGUUGAAGGGAGUCGUAAGGAUAGAAAUGUGUCCGGACCCAGACCAGUACAUAGAUGCUGUUCUUCAGAAAAUACAAAAAGAAUACAUCGUUAGAACAUAUGGAAUUCAAAACUGGACUGACAGUGAAGACUUUUUGACCCAGUUAGCGUCAAAGACCGGUAAACUGCUCAAAGGUGGUGAACCUGACAUUCCCAUUGUUGCAAGGAUGGUGCUGAACGACUGGCAAAGAGGAAAACUUCCAUAUUACACCGCACCAGCAGGGUUUGAAAUACCCAAAUCUAAAUUAGAAGAAAACACAAAAACCACUGUUCAGAACACUCAAGAUUCACAAGAAAACGAUGUUUCGAAGAAAGAAGAAACAAUUGCAGAACCCAGCAAAUCAGAACCUAUAAAUAACGGUGAAGAAUCAGAAAACAAGUCAAACAAAAUAUUAAAACUACCAUCCACAUAUAAGGUAAUACAAGACUUCACCAAAAUCCGAGUUACAACUGACUUCCCUGCCCAAGAAUUGCACAAAGAAGAAACUACUCUCCCUGAAAAGAUUGAAAAGCCACUGAAGAAACGUAAAGCAGAUGAAGAAGAUGAUAGCGAUUCAGACAUUUCCGACCUUCUUAAGGAUGAAGAGGAAGAGAAACCUGAUGAAGAAGACAACGAUGAAAAUCUUAUGAAGAAGAUGUCAAAUCUGACCAGUAAAGAAAAACGAAGUUUGCUGAGGAGAAUUAAACGAAAGAAGACUGGAAGCGACUUUUAUGAAGUUACUAAUGUUAAAAAUAAAAACAGGAACAGGAAAGUGCCUAAAGUUAAAAGGAAAUAAAUGUUUUAUGGUUAACCAUUGUAACUUGAUUCUUUUGUAUACUCUCCGUGAUAUCUUAUAAAUACAUACAAUUAUUUUUUUUAAU